This is a messenger RNA of Aspergillus tanneri, 1926 nucleotides long. RefSeq lists its product as uncharacterized. Gene Ontology annotation, cellular component: cytoplasm; chromosome. Gene Ontology annotation, molecular function: 3'-5' DNA helicase activity; four-way junction helicase activity; ATP binding. Gene Ontology annotation, biological process: double-strand break repair via homologous recombination. The record is from RefSeq and is a predicted model, not a curated record. The coding region runs from base 1 to 1926 and encodes 641 amino acids. NCBI's taxonomy places the organism in Eukaryota, Fungi, Ascomycota, Eurotiomycetes, Eurotiales, Aspergillaceae. The transcript is spliced from 3 exons.
AUGGCAUGCGAAGGAGACGCAGGGGGCGCAGCGCAGAGCACCACAGCGCAGGGCACGAACACAACACAGGGCACGCAGGGAAUACACGCGGCGCAGGGCACCACGGCGCAGGGCAUGGACGCAACGCAGGACACCACCACAGUGCAAAGCACCACCACGGCGCAGGGCACGCACGCAACGCAGGGCACGCACGCAACGCGGGGCACGCACACAACGCAGGGCACAAACGGCGCAGGGCACGCACGCAGCGCAGGGCGCGCACGCAGCGCAGGGCACAACGGCGCAGGGCACGCACGCAGCGCAGGUCCACGAGGAUGCGUUUUAUGGGGCCCCGACCCCGGAACCCGGCGCAAAUGGACGUCCGAGCGGUUCCGGGAGCCGCCAAUUUUGCGACCCACUGCCGCGUUUGCCAGCAAUAUGCAGGAGGAGAGAGACUUGGCACAGGCCGUGCUAAACGCCGACACCGAGGAGGGGUAUAGACAAGGAGCAGUGGUUAGGCUAUAUUAUGGAUUUGCAGGCGGCGCAUUCAUCCCAAUUGGCGGGUGGAGUGUAUGGCCGUGGUAUUAUAAAGCAGCCCGGGACCACGGCGCAUCGCCGCGCAAUGUUUCGGCUCUCCAGCACCGAUUGGCAACAGUUUUGGGGUUUGUAUCCGCCGCGGAGCCCAGCCCGUUGGGGAAGCGCAAGAGAUCACCGUGGGAGGACGAAGCCGAGGAGGGCCGAGUGGUCCGACGUUACCGGUUAAAUAUCGCAGAUAUGCGCACGACGUUGCAGCACAUGACCGGGCAGGAGGAUAUCCAGUUCCGGGCGUCCAAGCACCGGCGUUGCGCGCCAUUCAGGACGGCAAGAGCCCGGUGGUCGCCAUUAUGCGCACCGGAGGGGAAAAAGCAUGUUGUUUAUGUUACCUGUAUUCGCCGAGCCCAGUGGUACUACCAUUGUGGUCGUGCCAUUAAUAUCAUUGCGGAACGAUAUGGUGCGGCGCUGUCGCGAGUUGGUCGACGGCCACCGGACGAAGCGACAAUUGUACUGGUCACAUCGGAAUCCGCGGUGCAGGAGGAUUUUCAAAUGUUUAUUAACCGGUUGCAGCAAACACGCCGGUUAGACCGGAUCGUGAUCGACGAAUGCCAUGUGAUAUUAAACGACCAAACGGAUUUCCGACCCGAGUUGCGACAGCUGGGGCGGUUGAACCACGCGCGAACCCAGAUAGUGUUAUUAACUGCCACGUUGCCGCCGCGGUUGGAGGCGAAGUUAUUCCGGCGCAUGGAGUAUUCCCGCGAGCAAGUCCAUAUAUUUCGGGACCGGACAAGCCGUCCCAACGUGGCGUAUCGCGUGUGGCGGCCCGAGCUGGGUCGGUGUUCCAUGCAGUGGUUUACCAGCGAGCCGGUGCUCGCGUUUAUCCGCGAGCGAAUCCAGCGCGCCAAGGAUGGCAAGGUGGUGGUAUACGGCCAUGUGGUCCGUCAGGUAGUGGAGAUUGCACGCGAGUUAGCGUGCGAGGCGUACUACAGCAAGCAGGUUGACAAGCCAUCUAUAUUACAGCGAUUUACCCGGGGCGAGGCGCGAGUAAUUACCGCUACCAGUGUAUUGGGCAUGGGUAUGGAUAUCCCCGACAUUCGCAGUAUUAUCCACAUUGGAACACCGCGGUCGUUGUUGGAGUACGGGCAGGAAAGUGGGCGAGCCGGACGGGAUAGCCAGCGCAGCGAGGCGAUUAUUAUCCAGCCCGAGGGCUGGGACGAGCCCAUGCCGGAGACGCCAGAGGCCGUGGCGGAUCGCGAGUUAGUGGACGAGUAUCUUGGGGUGGCGCCCGGGGUGGGAUGUCGACGGUUUGUAUUAGACGCGUACAUAGACAAAACAGUAUGUAAGGGGCUAGAGCCCCUCAGCCUACUCGGGCCCUCAGCCCUCGUGUUUCCUUUCUCCUCGCCUGCCACAUGA